UUCCGGGCCAGUGGCCGGACAUGGGCGGCGGUUUACCGGGUGACCGCGGCGCUGCCCGAGGCCAGAGACGGAAUCCGGCUGUCUGUGAGCCCUGCUCUCUCGAGCCUCUCCCGGGACAUGGGGCCGCGCCCUCCCCGGCCUCCGCCGCGUUCGCCCUGUGCUCAGCUCUGCCCUCCUCCGGCCCGAGUGUGACGGAGCGGCGCAGCCAUGAGCGCCAACCCCCAGUGGGACAUCCGCAGGGCGCUGAGGGUGGCCAGGCUCUUCCAUCUGGUGUGUGGGGUCCGGGAAGCCUGCGUGACCCCGUUCCUGACGCUCUACCUGAGGCAUCUGGGCUUGGCCGCGCCCUGGGUGGGCAUCCUAAUGGGGAGCAAGCUCCUGGUCGCAGCCUGCUGGGGUCCCUUCUGUGCCUUCCUGGCCAAAAGCUGCCAGAAAAGAAGAGUAUUUCUGGUAGGCUCGCUGCUCGGCUCGGCGGGAGCCAGCCUCUUGAUGGUCCUGGUCCCACCGCUGAACACAGAUGUGCUGCAUCGCCCCUGCAAUGGAAGCAGUAGCAUGACCACCACAGUCCGGCCACCAGGCGUCACACUCACUGUGACCGUGACCGCUGCGCGAGAUCCUGCCUCUAUCCACCCUGCAGGGCUGCCCAGCCUCCCAGCCAGGAGGAGGCCCGAAGGUUUGGAGGCCUCUGACUUCACAGCUGGACCUGGGGAAAGUGAUCAAGAAACUCUGGAGGGGCUGCACUUAGAGAGCUCUCUGGAAGGGGCUCGGACCACACCCCUCCUUCUCCAACCCUUCACUUCCUGGGAAAGUGCUUCUCAGGUGGUGGAUACUGCCCUCCUGCUUCCCAGAGAGGCAGUGCUGGGCGGUCCAGCCAAUGUCUCAGAGGCCAAGGGGGAAGCUGGGUCCCUCGAGCUCUCCUCAGAAGGGUUGCAGUGGACUUUCCUUCUCGCCUUGGGCUUCAUAGUGUUCUGGGAGUUGCUGGCAGCCCCUCUGGAGCAGGUGGCCAGCGACAGCCUUUAUGAAUACCUGGAUUUUGUUGACGCCACUGACCGAUACAGAAGUCUGGGGCUCUGGAGACUGCUGGGUAUGGCAGCAGGUGUGUGUGGCAUCGCAGCCUUUGUGGGGCGACUGGACUGCUUCCUGAUGACAAAUGGCACUCGGGGUGUGGUGUGCUUCUACGGCUACUCACUGGUCAGCACGCUGUCCUUACUGGUGAGCGUUACCUUUCCUGUCCCCACCUACCAGCAGCAGGAGCCCGGCUACAAAACCACCAAAGCACUGUCUCUGCUAGGGGGCGACCCCCGCCUCCUCCUCCUGGCCCUCACUGUUCUUUUGAUAGGAAUCGUCACCAGUACAGUGCAGAACUUUCUCUUCUGGCACAUGGAGGAUCAUGGCAGCAGUGAGCUGGUCAUGGGCUUCUCAGUGGCCCUCAGCUUGCUGGGGGAAAUUCUGCUCUACCCGUUUAAAACUGUGUUGCUUCGGAAAUUGUCCAGGGUGGGUGCAGUGGGACUGGGGUUGGGGUGCCUCGCCGGGCAGCUGCUGUACUACUCUUUCCUCUGGAGCUGGUGGUCCGUCUUCCCUGUUCAGAUUCUGAGUGCCAUCAGCAGUGGGGUUUUGUGGUGGGCCGUGGAGGCCUCCGUGGAGGACCUGGCCACCCCCGGCACAGAGAGGCCCCUGAGCGCCAUGUUCCGAGGCCACUUCCACUGGGGGGGCUGCAGCCUGGGCAGUUUUGUGGGGGGUUUCCUGGUGAUACGCUUCAGCCUGGCCGUGCUCUACCGCACCUGCUGUGUGGUCCUGUUGCUCUGGCUGGCUGUGUUCCUGUCCAUCCAGCCCAGGCUGCCCCAAGAGCGGAAAAUCAACUACUCCAAGCUGCUGGCCGUGGAGGGGAGUGAUACCAGCGACUCUGAGCCAGGGUCAGAACGGGACUGGCUUGUGAAGGCCAUGAGGGAGGAGCCCUCAAACUAGAGAGGCGAGCGGAGGUCAUAGUGCACGGAUCUGGGAAGCAGCUAAUGGGUGGGACAAAGUUCACUCCGCUGAGGACAGAAUCCCACCCUGGGUUGCAAGGAGCUUGGAGAGAGAAGGCAUUUCUAUGCUGGAGGCCUGAUUUUCUUUACUUUUCUAGUGAAAGAUGAUCUGACUUUUUUGUCAUUAAAUCAUUUUAAAAUAA
Molecule: messenger RNA, 2164 nt
Organism: Chinchilla lanigera (long-tailed chinchilla)
Lineage: Eukaryota; Metazoa; Chordata; Mammalia; Rodentia; Chinchillidae
Gene: Mfsd6l
Product: major facilitator superfamily domain containing 6-like
Exons: 1
Coding region: 208-1962 (584 amino acids)
Cellular component (GO): membrane
Source: RefSeq, a predicted model, not a curated record